CAACAGAAGACAGGAGAUUAGCAAUUCAAUCUGCUCCUGGUCGGGACAGACCUGUCUCCAGUGUGACUGAGACCGGGAGGGUGGGGACCCCCACAUCACCCCAGAGCACACGACAGAACUGAGCCAUGCCUGAGCAGACCACUGAGACAUCAUGGAUAACCUUUCUAUCAAAACAUUUUUAAGUUCUUCGUCAUGUAUAAUGGAGCAAAUACCCAACGCAGAGCUAAAGGUUGUUUCUGAGUCAACACACACAGAACAGAAACGCCCUCUACAGCAAAUGGGCUCCUGAGAGGAAGAUGUCAGUUCCGGUGAAGAGGGGCGAUUAUUUCCGGGUUGUACAGCAACAUGGCGGCGCCCUUAGGUCUGCACCUGGAGUUUGGAGGAGGGGCUGAACUUCUCUUUGAUGGGGUCAAGAAUCAUCAUGUGAGACUCCCUGGCCAAUCAGAUCCCUGUUCAGGAUUGUGGGCUAGCCGAGCUGCAAGGUACAACGAUCGUUACACAACUGAAGAGGCUGACAGCGAUCCAAUUAACCUGAAACAGCCUCUGAUGCUCGACCCCUGCCUCUCGCUGAGAGGCACGCCACACUCUUACAAGCGCACACACUUGCACGUAUUGGUGCUGACAUAUCUGAAAGCUUCAGUUCUGGUGGAAACUUUCCCAUUCGAGAGUAUUAUAUAGACCCGCACUCCUGCACCCACUUGCCCUCUUCUUUUGUCCUCUUACUAAUUUGUCCUGGUCUAAUUACACACGCUUGCAUAGCCAGUUAGCUGUAGCACAACUUUGGAAGCAACUACAUUUACUAAUCAUCAUUUUUCCUCAAACACAUCAGGGGUUUCCCAGCCUCCCUUCACAGGUUCUCUGGUUCUAGUCACCAUUGCCCACCUGAGACCUAAAUGUCCAUCCCUGCUGCUCGAAAUUGAGAUUGAGGUGUCAGUAAAAUCUACCACCACAUGCAGAGUGCGAGAGGACGGUGUUCAGUGUUAAAUGUUGCCAAACGCCUCAGUUAAUGGAACUCCUUUUUAAAAAAAACUUCCCUUAAGGGAUUUACAGCCGAGAUAUAUGCUGACACGCAUAAGAACGCCUACACAUUGCCAGCUAUCCUGUAAUGCCCCUUCAAAUAUGUCCUAGGAUUAUAUAAAAUGAAAUUGCAUUAGAUGUCUUGUGGUAAUAUUUUCAUCCUAUUUAUUUCAACAAUUCACGUAAGUUCUAAAUGUUGUUGUGGAUGUUUAUUCACACAUGGAUGAAACAUAUGCACAGGAUUAUAUUGCAGCAGUAUGGAUUUUUAUUUUUUAUUACUUGUGCAGGUGAGUCCAUGCAUGUGUUCGGAUAGGGUAGACAGAGCAGUAGCUAUUUUUGAUGUUUUUCAAAGCACCGUCUCUGAUGUCACAUUUCCAAUAAGUGUAAUGGCAGAUGUUCAAGAAUACAAAAUACGCUAAGUGUGCAAUUUGCGUGCUCAGCCUUAACAAUGUCAACCACAGCAAACUCGCAAACAAUAAAUUCAGACUCCACCCCAGAUCAAAUGAAAACAUCUCCAUCUCUUCCUUUUUCUUUUUUCUCCCCCCCCUUCCUCACUCUUUCUCCGUCUUUGUCUCCACCACCCCUCUAAGCAGAAAACUGGUACGUUCCAGAAAUGGACACUGAUGAUACAAUGUAAAUGUUGAACAUACCGUUUUGUCCUCCAUGUUGGACGACUAGACUUCAUUGCUUACACACAUGUGCAGAAAUAAAACAGU
Molecule: messenger RNA, 1733 nt
Organism: Carassius carassius (crucian carp)
Lineage: Eukaryota; Metazoa; Chordata; Actinopteri; Cypriniformes; Cyprinidae
Gene: urm1
Product: ubiquitin related modifier 1
Exons: 4
Coding region: 346-678 (110 amino acids)
Biological process (GO): protein urmylation; tRNA thio-modification
Cellular component (GO): cytoplasm; nucleus
Molecular function (GO): protein tag activity
Source: RefSeq, a predicted model, not a curated record